This is a messenger RNA of Cladophialophora carrionii CBS 160.54, 1161 nucleotides long. RefSeq lists its product as uncharacterized. Gene Ontology annotation, biological process: response to nutrient; branched-chain amino acid catabolic process. Gene Ontology annotation, molecular function: catalytic activity. The coding region runs from base 1 to 1161 and encodes 386 amino acids. NCBI's taxonomy places the organism in Eukaryota, Fungi, Ascomycota, Eurotiomycetes, Chaetothyriales, Herpotrichiellaceae. The transcript has a single exon. The record is from RefSeq and is a predicted model, not a curated record.
AUGUUUGCAUGCCGGAGAAGCGGCUCUGUUGUCAGGACGCUGAAGCCGACAGCAAUACAGCUUCGCCAUGCAAGUCAAGCACCCUCGACCGCCCAACUAAACAAACCCAUCGACUUCAAAAAGACAGCUAUUCUACACCAAUCACAAACCAGUGCUCGGUCAGCCUUCGGUCUCUCGCAAGAUGCCCCGGUCGACUGGGUGAAUCUUCAUGGCGCCAUCAAUGCUUCUUUGCAUCACGCCUUGAAGACCGACGAGAAUGUGCUUUUGUUUGGAGAGGACGUCGCAUUCGGCGGCGUCUUCCGAUGUUCAAAGGGGCUGAGCGACGAAUUUGGCACAAGCCGAGUUUUCAACACGCCACUAUCAGAGCAAGGAAUUGUUGGGUUCGCCAUUGGGUGCGCAGCUGAGGGCAUGAAACCAAUUGCAGAGAUCCAAUUCGCAGAUUAUGUCUUCCCAGCCUUCGACCAGUUGGUCAAUGAAGCCGCCAAGUUUCGAUACCGGGAGGGCGGGACUGGUGGAAAUUGUGGCGGGCUCGUCGUCCGAAUGCCAUGUGGGAGUGUCGGACACGGCGCUUUAUACCACUCGCAAAGCCCAGAGUCGCUAUUCACGCAUAUUCCGGGUUUGCGAGUGGUGAUGCCGCGAUCACCAAGUCAAGCCAAGGGUCUUCUGACAGCAUCAAUCUUGAGCUCGCGCGAUCCCGUCAUCUUCAUGGAACCGAAAGUCCUGUAUCGCGCAGCAGAGGAGUUCGUCCCGAGAGACCCGUACACUUUACCACUCGACAAGGCCGAAGUCCUGAAAACAGGCAAGGACCUCACAGUCGUCUCUUACGGCCAACCACUUUACCUCUGCUCGGCCGCAAUCGAAGCCCUAGAAAAGGAGAUCAAAGGGCUGUCUAUUGAGCUUAUCGACCUUAGGGCUAUCUACCCUUGGGAUCGGGCCACGAUCAUGGAAAGUGUCAAUAGGACAGGCCGCGCAGUCGUGGUGCACGAGAGCAUGUACAAUGCCGGUGUAGGCGCAGAGGUCGCUGCAAGUAUCCAAGAAAGGGCCUUCCUCAGGCUUGAAGCGCCCGUGGCAAGAGUCACUGGCUGGAGUACUCAUCCUGGAUUAGUAUUUGAGAAGUUCAAUAUUCCGGAUAUAACAAGUGAGACUACCUGGCCUUCGUGA